Hippocampus comes (tiger tail seahorse) is the source of this 4021-nucleotide messenger RNA. It is a transcript of the gene gabrzb, whose product is annotated as gamma-aminobutyric acid receptor subunit pi. Lineage: Eukaryota; Metazoa; Chordata; Actinopteri; Syngnathiformes; Syngnathidae. Bases 333 to 1715 code for a protein of 460 amino acids. Gene Ontology annotation, cellular component: membrane. The record is from RefSeq and is a predicted model, not a curated record. The transcript is spliced from 10 exons. Gene Ontology annotation, molecular function: extracellular ligand-gated monoatomic ion channel activity; transmembrane signaling receptor activity. Gene Ontology annotation, biological process: monoatomic ion transmembrane transport.
CGUGCGUGGUCCUCAUCGCAGCAGAUUCUGAUUCCAUGUCUUGGAGAUUCCACAUCUGCUCCGCGUGCGUCAUUGCGCAGAAGCACGUCCAGCCCAUAAGUGAGGUGGGAAUCUGCUGACUGAUCACAACCGGUUGUUUUGUCGCUCUUACGUGAGCUCGGAUCAGCAGGUGCUGUCUUUAAUAGAACUGUCUCCACCGCAAGGACACAGACGAGAAGAGGGAUUUCUUCCAUUGCGGAUGGCGUAAAUCAGGACGCAAUAAAAUAUGUGACAUCGAAACAAUCGGCAGUUUCAGAUCCCAAUCUCUUCAGCUUCUUACUUCCUCUGCAGCCAUGGGUCUAUUUGUAUCUGCAGGGACCUUUUUCUCUGUGCUUCUCGUUAGCAGGUUGCUAGAGAGCUCCAUGCUCAAUGCAGAAAUGAAGGAAGGAGAAAUUCUGCCUCCAACCAUUCAAAAGCUGAUGAAAGGAUAUAACAAGUACCUGAGGCCGUUCUUUGACAAUGGUCCUGUGACUGUUGGUAUGAGCUUGGACAUUGCUAGUAUUGACACCAUAUCAGAGAUCAAUAUGGACUAUACAGCCACCAUAUUCCUCCGGCAGCGCUGGACAGACGAGCGUUUGGUGUUUGAAGGCAACAAGAGCCUGAGCCUUGACGGGCGCCUUGUGGAGCUCCUUUGGGUGCCUGACACUUUCAUUGUGGACUCCAAGAAAUCUUUUCUUCAUGACAUCACUGUGGAGAACAGACUGAUCCGCAUCUUUCCAAAUGGGACCGUCCUUUAUGCGCUGAGAAUUACCACCACUGUGGCCUGUAACAUGGAUUUGACCAAGUACCCAAUGGACAAGCAGACCUGCACGCUACAACUGGAGAGCUGGGGUUACAACAUCAAUGAUGUCAUGUUCUAUUGGACCAGAGGAAAUGAGUCUGUCAGUGGCCUCGACACUCUUCAACUCGCGCAGUACACAGUGGAGGACCACUACACCUCGGUGUCAGAGGCUAUCUAUGAAACUGGUCACUACCCCAAGCUGGUCUUCCACUUUGAGCUGAAGAGGAGCAUUCUGUACUUCAUCCUGGAGACAUAUGUCCCAUCAAGCCUAUUGGUGGUCCUUUCUUGGGUCUCCUUCUGGAUUUCCCUGUCCUCUGUUCCCGCACGAAUUUGUAUAGGAGUGACCACAGUACUGACCAUGACCACUCUGAUGAUGGGAGCUCGCACGUCGCUUCCGAAUGCCAACUGUUUCAUCAAGGCGAUUGAUGUGUACUUAGGAAUCUGCUUCAGCUUUAUUUUUGGAGCCCUCAUAGAGUAUGCUGUGGCUCAUUUCUGCACCCUCACUUACAGCGACUCGCAUAUGCUGGUGUAUGGCCACCAAUUGCAUAACUUUGAUGAUGAAAUGAACGGCAUCGUCACCACCAUCUCCAGCCCCUGUGACAGGGCCAAGAGACGCAAGGAACCUGACGCAUGUCCCGCCGCUGCUCCCGCCGCCACCGAAUUGGCAGUCGACCCAUCCAGCCCGACAGGCAGCGAGCCCAAGCCCGAGGCUUCUCCUCCAGAAGCCACCAACUGGUGUUUCAUUGCUCUGGCCACCUUUCGCAAACUUCUCGGUUUCAUAAGCUGCUGUCACAUAAAAAAUCCACACCACAUAGACAACUACUCCAGAGUCACUUUCCCUUUGUCAUUUGUCCUUGUUAAUCUUCUUUAUUGGACGUAUUAUUUGUACUUUUAGCAUUUAUCCCUAGUAUUUAGACAGGGAGUUUAUUUCACUCUAUGUACAAUAAGUGUGACUUAGGUGUGGUGGUUCUGAGGCGAGUUUUUACUAUUUCUAAGUAGCAGCAUAAUGAGAAUGAGACAAGAUUGUUUUUAAGGAAGAAAAAAAAAGGGUUAUUAUUGAAAUUCAACUUCAUUCUUUUAGCAUACUUAAUGCUGACUGGUGAGGUCUGGUAGACUACAAAGCUCGACAUGAAAAGGAAUAAUUGCUUCCAAAGAUGAAAACCAUUCCGUUUGCAUAUUUCCCACUGUAGCACAUUUAUUGUAAUUGUGUCUCGUUCAGCUUGUAAGUGGCGAACACACAGAAGAUGGAGCUGUAAUUUAUGCUGGCCAAAACCUCCAGGGGUGCUGUGCACGGGCGAAUGGGCUUACUCUUUGUCUGACUUUUUACCAAGUGAUAUUUUAUUAAUUGUUCUUUUCAGCCUGAAAGUUCACAUCUGGGGUACAAUUGGCUAACAUGAAUAGGCAGUGGCAGAAAUAAAAAAAUAAAAAAAAGACCCAAUGCAAAAGAAUAACAUGAUGGAAAAGUGUUUUAAAAACUUCAGUUCCGGGAAAUAUCACAAGCAGUUUAUGUAAUUGUCUUUUACACAAAAAAAAAAAAAUAAUAAUAAUCUCAAUACGAUCUGAUUUACAGCAGAUAAAUACAUAAUUUAAUGGGGUUGCUAUGAAUAGUUCAGAUUGUACCGAAAUCAGAAAACUACACCAUUCAUUCACCCGCUUUUGCUCGGUGUCAUAAUUCACAUUGUUUAACAUUUUUUAACAAAAAGGUUUUGGUAUACAGGAGAAAAAAAGUUGUACCUUCCUUAAACAGCACACCAAGUCUAUGCUUCCUUAUGAGCUAACUAACUCUGGCUGGCUGUCUUACUGGAAUAUUUCCUUUGAAAUACGGUAAUGUGAUGUUAUCAGUUGUUGGGGUAGGUUAGGACAGAAGUGCUUUUGUUCGCCAGAUAUGUCAUUAUUUCAAGUUUUCAGCUAUUUUGAGCUCAGUCGAAAAUGUCAUUCCAUUCAUUUCCAUUGAUCUGUUUUUGGAAGAUGUCGUUAUUACUGGCAAUGCUCUUUACAUUUCUUAACAGCUCCAAAAUGAUGGAAUCUUCUGGACUAUAUCAGGAGGCCGCUGUAAAAUAAGUUUACACUGAAAUAUAGAAAGACAACAUGACAUCAAGUAUUUUUCUAAUGACUGCUUACGCCAACAAGUCUGGAAAAAGCACGCUAGAGUUAGAGAAAAGCAGAAAGAAAGAGUAGAAAAAGAACAGACGCAAGAUGGAAAUGUUUCCAUAUAAGCAAACGACUAUUCAGUUCAAACUUACUGUCGAUGCAUUUGACAAGGUGACGUGUUUGAAUGACACAUACGUAGACCACAACCUUGACAGUACGAUUGGUUGUACAGUCUGUUUGCUACCUUUGCCCGAGGAAGCAACAUUUAUGAUGGCCACAGGCUAAAUAUGUGGACCAAAUAUUAUACUCAGAUUUAAAAGUGCAUUCUCAAAUACCAUGGCGGCAUGCUGUCGGUCUGCAGAUGAACGUGACAUCUCGUAUGUCAGACAACAGGACAAAUCUGCAUGUUAAUUUUGUUGUUGUGUUCUGUACCGCUGUAACAUGCUCUCACAUAGACUGGAGUGAGUUGAUUUAUUCAGAUGGCAAGUUUCUUCCAUGAUGUGCAUUGAGAUGAAUGAAGUGGGUAUAUGACUUCAUUGCCUUCAGAAACUAUUUCAGCUGCAUUGUUUCUCUGUUUUAAAUAGACGGACUCAGCCCUCCUUCUCUGAUGAUAACUCUAACAAAUAAUUUCAUUGAUAACCUUUGUUCUCCCUGCGUGCAUGCUUUGCUUGGUUUAUUUGGGUUAAAUAUGGGGGGAGAAAAACAAAAACCCGAUGCUUUGAUUGUCACUGUAUCUCAUUCCAAAAGGUUGGGUUCUUUCGGGAUCCGUUCUCAUCUUCAGCCUCAGAACUGCAACAGUAUUGGACGGAACUGUGUCCUGUGGAAGCAGACAAGCAGUGAGAGAUUGAAAAGGAUCACAGAAAUGAUUUAACACGGUCAGGUUUUAUAUAUAGAGCACCUCUCUCUUACAAUGGACAGUUAUCGUGUGAAAAGGAUUGGAAAUUGAUGCUUAUGUAGAGUAUCGAGCAAAAGUGACAGAAGAGAAACUACCGAGGAUUCUUAACUCUUUGUCAUAGUAAAGAUGGUCAGAAGAUUUAAGAUAAGUGCUUUUUUUUUAGGCGGGGAUCAAAAGCUGCCGCUCAAUCAUGGACACCACUUGGUGACAAGGAC